Molecule: messenger RNA, 3976 nt
Organism: Candoia aspera
Lineage: Eukaryota; Metazoa; Chordata; Lepidosauria; Squamata; Candoiidae
Gene: SYPL2
Product: synaptophysin like 2
Exons: 6
Coding region: 217-996 (259 amino acids)
Cellular component (GO): synaptic vesicle membrane; synaptic vesicle
Source: RefSeq, a predicted model, not a curated record
CUCGGGCGCUUGCUGCCGCGUAACGCGCUCACUCUGCCUUGCAACUUUGACAGGAGUUCCGACGGGGCUUUUUUCGCCGCAGGUCCGUGGAGGAGGGAGCAGCCGCCCACGCCGCCAACUCCAGCCCGGGUUCCUCUCGCCUGGAUCACUCCCCCGCCCACUCGCCAGAGAACCACUGAAGCCGACUUGGACCCGGCGACCAGCCCUCCUUGGAGCAUGUCGGAGCCCAGAGCCCAGACCACGGCGGCGGACAAGGAGUCCCCCAACCUGGUGGCCCAGCUGUUUGGGGGGCUACGUUGGGGCCGCCUGGAGGAGCCCCUGGGAUUCAUUAAGGUGCUGGAGUGGCUCUUCGCCAUUUUUGCCUUUGGAGCCUGUGGUUCUUUCAGUGCAGAAACAGGGGCUACUGUGAAAUGCAACAAGGCCCCUAAAGAGACAACUGCUAUUACUGUGCAGUUUGCAUAUCCUUUCAGGUUGUACAAGAUCCCAUUUGAUAUGCCAGAUUGUAUUGAAGGAUCGACUGCUAAAAGAGUGCUGCAUCUCAUGGGAGACUUUUCUGCACCAGCUGAAUUCUUUGUGACCUUGGGUGUUUUUUCUUUUCUGUACACUAUGGCAGCUCUUGUGGUAUAUCUACGAUUUCACUCCCUCUAUAAUGAGAAUAAGAGGCUACCUUUUGCGGACUUCUGCGUGACUGUCUCCUUUACAUUUUUUUGGCUAGUGGCAUUUUCAGCUUGGGGCAAGGGUCUGUCAGAUGUGAAAGGAGCUACCCGGCCUUCCAGCCUCAUUGCAGCCAUGUCAGUCUGUCAACUCAAAAGCGCAGUGUGCAAUGCUGGGGCCACUCCUUCUAUGGGUUUGGCCAACAUCUCUGUGCUGUUUGGUUUUGUCAACUUUAUACUCUGGGCUGGAAACUGCUGGUUUGUUUUUAAAGAAACCCCUUGGCAUGCACAGACCACCAACAAGGAAAGCUCUGCUGAACAAGGAGCUGUUGAUAAGCAAUAAGGAAACCCCACCCCAUUGAAGUCUUCUUCCCCCCACCCUCCCAAAUCAAGAACAUGCAGUCCCUUUGCUCAUCCCAUUGUACCACAGUGCAGGAGAUAUGUCUUCUCUGCCAUCUUUACUACUGUUCAGCAGUCGUAGUGGCUUCCCUUUGUGACUGAUAUGGGAUGCCUUUCUCCAGCUGCAAUCACCGGUCCUCUUGUGGUCAUAGUUAUACAGACUGUUCAUAGUUACAACAAAACUCUCCUUUGUUUGGAUUUUUUUUAUAAACAUACACUACUGUACAUUUUCAUGUUAGUCACCUAUUUUAGGAUGUAUUGCAAUGUGUCUUUACUGAUAGUAUUUACCAUUUUUUAAAGAACAAAGCAAAUAGAGUUGAAUAAGAACAUAAACCAAAUUGUUAGACCUAUAGAACUUGAGACAUCUAAGUGCCUUAGAGAGAAAAUACAUCUACUUUGUAGCAAUAAUUGAUGUAGAAACAGUAACAUGCCACUUGGCUAAGCAGCAAAAUAAAAUAAAAACAAAAUAAUAUUUACCUUUAAAGCAUUUGAAGGAAGGAAGGAGUGUGUUACAUAUCUCCUUUUGUAUUAUGAAGUAUACAUAUUCUAAACAUACUUCUGCAUCCCUUAAAUAUAAUUGGAUUACAACUUAAGAUACUGUUUGCACACAGGUGUCUUAUUCAGCCCUGCAUGGCAAAGAUUGGGUAGGGAUUUUUUUUUUUAACCAACUGAAACAAAAGAAAACCCUCUUUGUCCAUGUUGAGCCAUAAAGGAUAAUCCUUGCCAAUGUGAGCUGUUAGCAGUUGCUGGUUUUGCUAUUCCUAGAUUGCAGGCAAAUAGUGUCAGAAAAAAUAUUGGCCAUCCAGAAGUAGCAUUAGUAGAAUACUUCUAGCACUCUAGAAUUUGAACUCUGGACAUCUGUUUCAAAAUCUUCCUGAAAUUUUGUUUUAUUUAAAAAUAUUUCACAAUAUGAACUUCUUCGAGUAUGCAGACUAAUUUUAAUCGACUUUUAAGGUUAAGACAGCCCAAGCUUGGCUGAGAAAUAUGCAGAGCACAGAUUUUUUUAUAACUUGUUAUAUUGUUCAGAAUCCUUGUGGCUGGUGACUUAGCAAUGGCCUUUAAACCCUCUGUAAUGGAAGCUGCUAACUCUUCAGUUUUGGGGUUGAGUAUCACUGGAUUCAUGUAUACUUGUUCAUAUCUCAGAUUUAACUUCCAUGUGGUUGCAAUUAGCAGCAGAAUUUGAUGGUGACAUGAGCCACCCUAAUCACCCAAGUUGCUAUGGGAAUUCUUAAGGAAGCUUUUAGCAUCUCUAGAUGUCUCUUUGGCAGAGGAUGAGACUGCCAGAAAUUAAGUGUAAUAUAAUAUUAAAUCUACUUUUUUCUUCCCUCCCUCUUUUUCAUUAGAAACAACUUGCUACUGAGAAUACCAGCUAUGAAACUCAGGAACUCUCUUGGUGUUAUUGUUUCUUUCUUUUUUUCCUAUUGAUAAUGUCAUUGAAAAAAAAUGGGGCUGAUCCACCCCACCCCUCAAGCCUCAAAUCUCUGUGCUUCCCUAUAUCUAAUCUUAAAUGGGUGGAUAGCUUUUAGGAAGGUGGGGGAUGCCAUAGAAUAGAAGGAUGAGUACUUUGUCUGUUGAAUUCUCUUAUAUCAGACCUUGUUUGAUCUUGGUCUUUCUCUUAUUUCCACCUCUUCUUUUAUCAGCAAAGGGAGUCGAAAUCUUAAUAUUACUAAUAUUGGUGCUUGAUUAGGUGUGGGACCUUCAUGUUAAGCAGGCCUCCUUUGUAUUUUUUGUAAACUUCCUUUUCUUGCUGAAUUUUUAUUACUGGUACUUCUGUACCACCUUAAUAGUCUUUAGGAAAUCCUGUGGCAUUUUGGCAUUGAAACUACAAAUAUGUAGUCAUCUUCUUGCCAUGUUUUUUUUAUAAAAUAAGGGCUACUAUAAACCAAAAAGAAAACUGUUUGACUAUCUUUUUAGAAUGAGUUUUCUGGUAGUCAAUCAUUAUGCGUGCUUCUAUCAACAAAUUAGUCCAUACCUAGGAAAUACAGUAGCUUCUAGCCAAUAGUGUGUUUACAUAAUCACCCAUUUCGAGGAGUUCUACGAUGUUUUUUUCUGAAACACUGAACCUACAAAUGUAGUUAGAUAUGUGUAUCUUUCAUCUUGUAUAUACCUUUGAUUCUUCCUUCUGCAUCUUACAGGAUUACUUGCUACUUUUGCCAAGAUUUGUCCAAGGUCCUCAAUUAAUAAAAAUCAGUGUCACAAUACUGAGUGCUACCACUUUAUACCAGUUGAAGAUCAGACCUUUGUGCAAAUAUUGAACAAUACUUUGUAAAUUGAUGCUAGAAGCAGAAACAAGGAGUUGGUGCAUGCUGUCCAUUUGGCAGUAAUGAUUCUUUUAAAAGGAUAUGAUAAUUGCAUGCCAUUGAUCAUGCAAGUUCUGCAAAUCACUUUCUGACUUAAAAUAUGUUUGCUUCUGUAUUUAUUUGAAGUAAAUACAGUUGUGUUACAUUUAGCAUUUCUUCUAUACCCAACACAGAAGAGGGCUAUAUGAAACAGCUGAAGAGGCAGCAGGUGCAAAUACACUCAUUGUAUUGAAUCCAAAGUCAUCCUAGAUGACUAACUCACUUUCUUCAGGCUAUAUCUUGGGCAUGGCACAUGCUAGAAAGAAUGGAAGGGCCGACCACUGCUUUUGCUGCCUUUGCAUUUUGUGAAAGCUGAAGCCUAGCAUUUCUACAAAUUCAGUGUAGCAAAUGGUGGUUAAUGAUGUGUAACUAAGAUGCUCAUGAUGUCUAUCUUCCCUGUCCUGGAAAAAUAAACAUUUCUAUUGAAAGUGGAGCAACCAAUAACCCAUUAUUGAAUUCUAGGCAUCUAUUCUAUUAAUUCUGCUUACUUUCUCAGGCAUUUACUCUUCUAGUGGCAGGAUAUUGCAUAUUUUUGCCCUCCUAAUGAUUGUUAGUAUUAUUCUAAUAAAGUGUCUUGAGAGUUCA